CGUGCAUGAACGGAAGAACAUUCACCACUGCGUCCCCAACUAUACAGCCCUUGCGCGGGCUCUGCUCAUGUCACAGCCUUUCUAAUGUGGAGCUAGCGUCCAUAUGUUCAGUCGACUGAAUCAAUUGGCCCGGCACCUCUCGCGACCACUUCCUAAUUACGCGCACCUAUCUGCCGCUUCGCCUUCCUCGGCAGCAUUUGCAAGCACCCAGAGCACAAUGGGAGACAGCAAGAGGUUGAUACAAACGGCGGCUUGUCUGAUCAUAGGAGAUGAGGUGCUGGGCGGCAAGACGGUUGAUACGAACUCGGCGUAUUUUGCCAAAUUUUGCUUCUCCCUCGGCAUAAGCCUCAAGAGAAUAGAGGUCAUCGCGGACGACGAGGACGAAAUCAUAGAGGCGGCGAGGCGCAUGAGUGAAAAGUACGACAUGGUUGUGACAUCGGGAGGCAUUGGCCCCACCCACGACGACAUAACGUACGCCUCCAUAGCGAAGGCCUUUAACCUGCCUUUGAUCCUUCACGAGGAGGCAUUCGCUCGCAUGAAGAAACUGUCGCGUCCCCGCCCCUCACAGCAGAACUUCGACUGGGAGACUCCCUCCGCCGCGUUGACGGCGAAGAAGCGCAUGGUCGAACUACCGAUCGACACGUCAAAGCCCAUCGACGAACAGGUCGUGUUCGUGUCGGACGACCUGUGGGUUCCACUCGCGAUAGUCAACGAGAACGUGCACAUCCUGCCUGGCGUGCCGCGGCUCUUUGAGAAGAUUUUGGACUGCUACAAAGAGAAGAUCAUGCCCAGGCUGGCGGAUCCAGAAGGCAAAGGCGUCUACAGAAUCUUGAUCAGCACGCCGUUGCCCGAGAGUGAAGUAGCCGAGGCGCUCACGACUCUAGCAAGAGAAGUUGAGCCCAAGGGAGUAAAAGUAGGGAGCUAUCCGAGGUGGGGCAAAAGUCGUAAUACAGUUACGCUGGUGGGGAGAGACAGAGAGUACAUGGACAGUCUUGUAGAGAGAGUUGAAAAGGAUGUCAAGGGACGGCGAAUCAUGGUGGAAGGUGAAGACGACGAUGCAGGAAGUGAUAAAGACGCGUAAAAUGACUGCCAGUCUCUUAAUUCCAACAGUCAAAAGACCUUCUCAUGUCAUUUGUUUGCUUGUUUUUACUUUCAGUAGCGUUCUUGGUUAUAAAACAUAGAGCAAGAGGCUGUUGAGUAAUUUUCUAUUUACGCCAUGAUUUGGGUAUUACAGGCAGCGUGAGGAUCCAUUGCUACUUUCAGUAUCAGCAUUAUUCUGAUUUUAUUCCUCCCCCC
This is a messenger RNA of Verruconis gallopava, 1296 nucleotides long. RefSeq lists its product as uncharacterized. The record is from RefSeq and is a predicted model, not a curated record. The coding region runs from base 104 to 1081 and encodes 325 amino acids. NCBI's taxonomy places the organism in Eukaryota, Fungi, Ascomycota, Dothideomycetes, Venturiales, Sympoventuriaceae. The transcript is spliced from 2 exons.